Caenorhabditis briggsae is the source of this 1026-nucleotide messenger RNA. The record is from RefSeq and is a predicted model, not a curated record. Gene Ontology annotation, molecular function: protein binding. NCBI's taxonomy places the organism in Eukaryota, Metazoa, Nematoda, Chromadorea, Rhabditida, Rhabditidae. The transcript is spliced from 4 exons. Bases 1 to 1026 code for a protein of 341 amino acids.
AUGGCAACUCCAGUUGCCGCGAUCAACGAAUACGAGAGCAAGAUUAAAUUGCUUUAUCUGCAGCAAAUAGAGGUGGAUCGUGCGUCGAAGCAUAGUCUGAAAUGGGUGGUCCUCGGUGGGUUCACGAUGCAAUCACCACCAAACGAAGCGCUUCCCCUGGUGAUGCUCUCCUGGUUUUUCGAGUGCGACGAGGUCAAAAAUCAGGGAUUCGACGGUUUAACAGGCCGAAUCACCGUUCAAGUCAACAACGGAACCACGUGGACCAACUCGGCGAUCGAUUGCGAUUUGACUCGAUCUGUUCAUGACGUCCGACUGAAUAUCGAUAUUCCACCGUUCGCCGGACCCCUUCAAGCCCUUCAAAUGCGCUAUCAAUUCAAUUUAAUACCCUACUCGAAUAUUCUACCCGAAAUCCAUAUAGAUCCAAUCUUUAAAGCGUCCGAUAAAACUGAUGCGAUUUUGCUGGUUGACGGGAUGAAAUUGCAUGUUAAUAAAUCGUACCUGGCGAUGCAUUCGGACUUCUUUCAAAGUUUGUUCAUGGGAAAUUUCGCUGAAAAUUCGAUGGAAGAGAUUCCUAUCAAAGACGUCAGCUAUCAGGAUUUUCACUCGCUUCUGAAGGUUGUCUAUCCGAGACCAGAAUUUCCGAAUGACAAAAAAUGCGAGAAGCUUCUAGAACUAGCCGAUCGUUUCUUGAUGCCAGGCGUCACCGACCACGUCGAACAACACCUUCUAACCAACACUCAACUGGAAAACGAUCGUUGUCUCUGGAUGGCCGAUCGAUAUUCACUUCAGAAGCUUCGAGAACACUGUAUCUCGAGAAUCCAAUGCUCUCAAGACCUCACAAUCAUCAGAAAUUCGCCAGUGUUCUGUGAAUAUUCCGAUUUCACAAAGGCCAGAAUUCUGGAGAAAAUCAUUGAUAAAGUGGAAUGGGACGAGUUCAAAAGGGAGUGUUUGGAUCAUCAUCACUCGAUGAUUCGUCGUUCGAAUGGCGUCGGACAAAUUGACUAUAAACGAGUUCGAUUUCAAUAA